Messenger RNA from Heteronotia binoei (common prickly gecko), 2133 nucleotides. It is a transcript of the gene NTN4, whose product is annotated as netrin 4. Gene Ontology annotation, molecular function: protein binding. Gene Ontology annotation, biological process: cell migration; basement membrane assembly; substrate adhesion-dependent cell spreading. The transcript has 10 exons. The record is from RefSeq and is a predicted model, not a curated record. Lineage: Eukaryota; Metazoa; Chordata; Lepidosauria; Squamata; Gekkonidae. Gene Ontology annotation, cellular component: laminin trimer. Bases 118 to 2004 code for a protein of 628 amino acids.
GCACGGGUCCCCCGGCGGGCGCUCCACGGGAACUGGAGGCGCAAGCGGCUCCCCGCCGUCCUUAAGCGGAAGGCUGCCCGCGCAGGGGCUCCAUGCCCUUUGCCCGGGAGCUCCGCCAUGGGGAGCCCGCUCUGGCUGCUCCUCGCGUGGCUGGGCUGCUCGGCGGUAGUUGCAGGACUGAGCAAUGUUGUUGGAGUUGGGUCCCACUGCGAGACAGCAUGCAAUCCUCGGAUGGGAAAUUUAGGGCACGGACGAAAAUUGUGGACAAAUACAAAAUGCGGGGGAAAUGCCACAGAGUUUUACUGUUCCUACAGUGAGAAUGUAGACCUCAUAUGCAAAUGGCCCAAAUGCAACAAAUGCAACUCGAUGCAUGCCCAUCUGGCUCACCCUCCCUCUGCCAUGGUUGACUCUUCUUUUCGUUUGCCGCACACAUGGUGGCAGUCAGCACAGGGGGUACAUCGGGAGAAGAUCCAACUGAACUUGGAAGCUGAGUUUUAUUUCACUCAUUUAAUCAUGGUAUUCAGGUCACCAAGACCAGCAGCUAUGGUCUUGGAGAGAUCUCAGGAUUUUGGAAAAACAUGGAUACCUUACAAAUAUUUUUCCACUAACUGCUCAGCAAUGUUUGGAUUGGAGGAUGAUGUAAUCAAGAAAGGAGCUAUUUGCACUUCUAGAUACUCCAGUCACUUCCCCUGCACUGGAGGAGAGGUCAUAUACCGAGCUUUGUCUCCACCUUUUUCUGCUGAUGAUCCUUACAGCCCUGAAGCUCAGGCACAGCUGAAGAUCACUAAUCUUCGAGUACAACUGCUUAAACAACAAUCUUGCCCUUGUCAUAGCAAUGACCUGAAUGCAAAACUUCCACAGUUAACCUACUAUGCUGUUUAUGAUUUCAUUGUAAAGGGGAGUUGCUUUUGUAAUGGCCAUGCAGACCAGUGUGUGCCCAUCAAAGGAUUCAGGCCCGUCAAAGGUGCAGGAGUCUUCCAUGUGGUGCAUGGAAGGUGUGUGUGUAAACACAAUACUGCAGGAAUUCAUUGUCAGCAUUGUGCUUCACUCUACAAUGAUCAGCCCUGGCAAGCUGCAGAUGGCAAAACAGGAGCCCCAAAUGAAUGCAGAUCCUGUAAGUGCAAUGGGCAUUCUGACACUUGCCACUUUGACAUGGACACGUGGCUGGCAUCAGGGAACCAAAGCGGCGGAGUCUGUGAUAAUUGUCAGCACAAUACAGAAGGUCAGCACUGCCAACAUUGUAAGCCAGGCUACUACAGAGACCUCAGAAGGCCUUUUUCUGCCCCAGAUGCCUGCAAAUUGUGCUCCUGCCACCCAGUUGGAUCAGCAGUGCUUCCCUUUAGCAACAGCACCUUCUGUGAUCCCAGCAAUGGUGAUUGUCCCUGCAAACCUGGUGUGGCUGGUACUCAAUGUGAUAGGUGCAUGGUUGGGUACUGGGGCUUUGGAUAUUAUGGCUGCCGACCAUGUGAUUGUGCAGGAAGUUGUGACCCACUGAAUGGUGAAUGCAUCAAUAGCAAUGCAGAUAUCAACUGGUACCAUGAAAUCCCUAGUUUUUAUUCUGCAUAUAAUGAAAGUCAACCAGCAUGGGAGUGGAAAGAUGAACAAGGAUAUUCUGCCCUUCGACAUUCAGGAAAAUGUGAGUGUAAAGAGCAAGUUUUAGGGAACUCCAAGAUCUUCUGUGGCAUGAAAUAUACAUAUGUGCUGAAGGCAAAUAUUUUAUCAGCUCAUGAUAAAGGCUCUCAUGCUGAGGUCAAUGUGAAGAUCAAAAAAGUACUGAAAUCUACAAAGCUAAAGAUUUUUCAAGGGAAGAGGAUUCUUUAUCCGGAAUCGUGGACUAACAGAGGAUGUACUUGCCCAAUACUCAAUCCUGGUUUGACAUACCUUGUAGCUGGAUAUGAAGAUGUCCAAGCAAACAGACUGAUUGUCAACAUGAAAAGUUUUGUUCAGCAGUGGAAACCAGCUCUUGGGAAAAAAGUAUUUGAGAUUUUCAAAGACUGCAGCUGAAAGUGCCGAACAGACUAUUUAUUUAUGCACAAGAUGCAAAUUUCAUGGAGAGUAGACCUCUGAAAUUGAAACUGGAUUCUAAGGGAAUAGUGCCAAAUAUGUUGAGAGGUAUUCCAACUGACAGCAUUU